This is a messenger RNA of Elaeis guineensis (African oil palm), 2299 nucleotides long. Its product is annotated as lysine--tRNA ligase. Gene Ontology annotation, molecular function: tRNA binding; ATP binding; lysine-tRNA ligase activity. Gene Ontology annotation, cellular component: cytosol; cytoplasm. Lineage: Eukaryota; Viridiplantae; Streptophyta; Magnoliopsida; Arecales; Arecaceae. Gene Ontology annotation, biological process: lysyl-tRNA aminoacylation. The record is from RefSeq and is a predicted model, not a curated record.
AACGGCGAGGAUGAACUCAAAGCCUUCCUCGAAGCAUCCCGCGGGGGCGGAACAAAACCCUUCCUAGAGCAAACGCCAUCCUUUUCUCUGCUUUCGCCGGCGGCCAUCUCCACUUCAUCGACCUCCUUCUUGCCGCAGGCGUCGUCUCUCUCUCCAUCUCUAAUGGCGGACGGAGUCGAAGCAGCGGUGGAAAGCGUUGGCGGCCUCUCCAUGGACUCAUCUUCGGCCGGAGCCCCCAGCAAGAACGCUCUCAAGAAGGAGUUGAAGAAGAAGCAGAAGGAAGAGGAGAAGCGGCUCAAAGAGGAAGAAAAGAAGAAGAAGGCCGCGGCUAUGGCGAAUUCGCAAUCUCAAAAGCCAGCUGCUGCAGAAGAUGAAGAUAUGGACCCUACGCAAUACUAUGAGAAUAGGCUGAAGGUCCUUGCAUCCCUGAAGGCAGGUGGAGUGAAUCCAUACCCUCAUAAGUUUCAUGUAUCCAUGUCCGUUGUGGAGUAUGUUGAGAAGUAUGGAAGUUUGAGCGAUGGGGAGCACCUCAAGGAUGUUGAAGUCAAUUUAGCGGGGAGAAUUAUGAACAAGCGUACUUCUUCAUCCAAGCUUUACUUUUAUGACUUGUAUGGUGGCGGUGUUAAAGUUCAAGUCAUGGCUGAUGCUAGGGACUCAGACAUGGAUGAGGUUGAAUUUGCCAGAUACCAUGCCGGUGUGAAACGUGGUGAUAUUGUUGGUAUAUGUGGAUAUCCAGGAAAGAGUAAAAGAGGAGAGCUUAGUGUCUUUCCAAAGAAGUUUGUUGUCCUAUCCCCUUGCCUUCACAUGAUGCCAAGACAGAAAUCUGCCCUCGGUGCUGAUAAUGCUGGUGCAAAGAAGAAUGAAGGGAAAACAACAAAUUUGUGGGUUCCGGGAAUGCCAAGGAAUCUUGAAACAUAUGUCUUGAAAGAUCAGGAAACCAGAUAUCGUCAACGGUAUCUUGAUCUGAUGUUGAACCAUGAGGUUAGGCAAAUAUUUAAGACCCGGGCAAAGAUUAUCUCUUACAUCCGAAGUUUCCUCGACAAUCUUGGUUUCUUGGAGGUGGAAACACCAAUGAUGAACAUGAUUGCUGGUGGAGCAGCUGCAAGGCCUUUUGUUACUCAUCACAAUGAACUGAACAUGACGUUGUACAUGCGUAUUGCGCCAGAGCUUUACCUAAAGGAGCUGGUUGUUGGUGGGCUGGACCGUGUUUAUGAAAUUGGAAAACAGUUUAGGAAUGAGGGGAUUGAUUUAACUCAUAAUCCUGAAUUUACUACCUGUGAGUUUUAUAUGGCUUAUGCGGACUACAAUGAUUUGAUGACACUCACUGAACAAAUGCUAUCCGGAAUGGUCAAAGAGCUAAGAGGUAGUUGUAAAAUAAAAUAUCAUGCAAAUGGGGUGGACCAGGAUCCAAUAGAGAUUGAUUUUACUCCUCCAUUCAGACGAAUCGACAUGAUUGAAGGAUUGGAAGCUAUGGCCAACCUCAAUAUACCAAAAGAUCUUUCAAGUGAAGCAGCAAACAAAUAUUUGUUGGAUGCAUGUGAAAAAUUCGAUGUCAAAUGCCCCCCUCCUCAGACAACUGCAAGGCUGUUGGACAAGCUUGUUGGGCAUUUUUUGGAGGAGACGUGUGUAAAUCCAACUUUUAUUAUUAACCAUCCAGAGAUAAUGAGUCCAUUAGCCAAGUGGCAUAGAUCAAGAGCAGGCCUGACUGAGCGGUUUGAAUUGUUUGCUAACAAACGUGAGGUAUGUAAUGCAUACACGGAAUUGAAUGAUCCUGUUGUACAACGUGAACGUUUUGCUGAACAGCUGAAGGAUCGACAAUCAGGUGAUGAUGAGGCAAUGGCUUUAGAUGAAACAUUUUGCACUGCUCUUGAAUAUGGGCUGCCACCAACUGGAGGCUGGGGGUUGGGGAUAGAUCGGCUAGCGAUGUUGUUUACAGAUUCUCAAAACAUAAAGGAAGUUCUUCUCUUUCCUGCCAUGAAGCCUCAAGAUGAGCCUUCUAACAAAGCUUAGUUGGAUCUCUAACAAUUGGACCUGAUGAUGAAGUUUUGCCCACAUUUAUUUUGAGGAGGCAUAUGACUGCUGGCACCCACACUUUACUGCAUCAAGGAUAGGUAAUAUUAUAGUCUCCAGAAACGGCAGUUGUGUUUAUUCAAUUUUCUGAGUAUAGAAACUGUUCUUAUGCUUCUUACACAUCCAAUUGAAAUAUGUGCUAAUACUUGUUACUUCACUUCUAUUCAAGUUAAUGUGAGCUUUAUUUACCCUAGUGUGGAAUAUGUUUCUUUAUACGAGUAUAUUAUUU